Maudiozyma barnettii is the source of this 1290-nucleotide messenger RNA. It is a transcript of the gene MED2, whose product is annotated as Med2p. Bases 1 to 1290 code for a protein of 429 amino acids. The transcript has a single exon. The record is from RefSeq and is a predicted model, not a curated record. Lineage: Eukaryota; Fungi; Ascomycota; Saccharomycetes; Saccharomycetales; Saccharomycetaceae.
AUGGUUGCUAAGAAUUCUGUAACGAUCGAGAACGUAGAUUCACCUACUGCUCAACUUCAUAAAAAUAAACUUACACAAUGUUUUGAUGAUAUGAUGAGAAUGAGUUCGCAAAUGUUGGUCCAAGAACAACUGAAGACAAUCCAAUUAGAUAAUGGUAUUACUAACGGAUUUUCUGCAACUCAUCAGAAGAAUUUAAAGGAGAAAUUCCACAUGUUUCAUGGAAUAUUAGACGAUCUGGAUAUCACCUUAGACAAAUGUGCAGCAUAUGUAGAGACUUUAAACAAGAUUGGGGUGGAGAAAGAAGCUUUAAGAAAGAAAGAGGAAGAACUUGAGGCUGAAAGAAAGAAAAAAUUGGAAGAAGAGAAGGAACAACAACGUAUCGCUAAGGAAGAAUUAAUUAAGAAAGAGAAAGAAGAACAAGAGCAAAAGGAAAAAGAAAAACAGGAAAAGGAGAAAAGAGAAAAAGAGAAGAGAGAAGCUCAAGAAAAGGAAACUAAUGCGGCUGAUAAUGCAUUAGAUCUGAUGGACGAUAUGAGACUUAGCUUCAAUGAUGAUGUUGGUAUGAAUGUUGAUGCUAACCAGAACGAUCUCCUCACAACGUUUAAUACUAGCGAUAAAGGUUCAAAUAAUACACCUGGUAUACUAACUGCUUCAGCUGGUGUAACUGAUAUAUCAGAUCCUUUACAAUCAUUAACUUCUAUGGGAAAGACUGAUGAUAAGAGUGACAACAAUAACAAGAGUAAUAAUAAUAAUCGAGGUAACAAUACCAACCCUAUUAGUAAUAUUAAUGAUACAGGAGCAAAUAAUGUAUUUAAUGAUCUCGAUACUAUGGAUAUGUCUCUGUUCACAGAUCUUGAUAAUGCAAAUUUUGAUCCUCUUUCUGAAACUGUAAAUGGAACUAAUGAUAUCACAAAUAAGGAUACUUUCGCAAAUAACAAUAAUGCUAAUACUAAUAAUAACAAUGAUAAUAACAAUAACAAUGAUAAUAACAAUAACAAUAACAAUAACAAUAACAAUAAUAGUAAUAGUAAUGAUGACAACAACAAUAUUAAUAACAACCAAAUAAAUACUGAUAAUGGGACAACGGUAGGAACAGCGACGGCAGAGGUCAAUAAUGAGAAUAACGGUAAUGUUAUGGUUAACAAUAAUAAUGAUAGUCUCAACAUGAUGGAUCCAUUACAGGAUAUGGGUGAUGACUACUUAACACUAAAUGAUUUCAAUGAUCUUAACAUUGAUUGGAAUGCUGGAGGUGAUUCAGGAGAUUUGGAUCUUAAUGAUUUUAAUAUAUAA